This is a messenger RNA of Cololabis saira (Pacific saury), 4686 nucleotides long. RefSeq names its product BLM RecQ like helicase (gene blm). The transcript is spliced from 21 exons. Gene Ontology annotation, cellular component: cytoplasm; chromosome; nucleus. The record is from RefSeq and is a predicted model, not a curated record. Bases 228 to 4445 code for a protein of 1405 amino acids. Gene Ontology annotation, biological process: DNA replication; double-strand break repair via homologous recombination; telomere maintenance. NCBI's taxonomy places the organism in Eukaryota, Metazoa, Chordata, Actinopteri, Beloniformes, Belonidae. Gene Ontology annotation, molecular function: hydrolase activity, acting on acid anhydrides, in phosphorus-containing anhydrides; DNA binding; four-way junction helicase activity.
AUAAGAAGGUUGUUGUGUAGAAUGGGCGCAAAUUCCAGUGUUUGUGUUCGUACAACGAUAAUUAAUCUUUGCAGUUUCACCCGUCAAUGAAAAUAUGUAAGUUAUACCAAUUUAACCGAGUUACGACCCGACGGGACAAGCAAGGCUCGACUCUCCUCUUGUCGUCGACCCUCAGGACUUGGGUACUCAGUUAACUUAGCUCAUCCUAGCUACAGCACGGCCUGAUAAUGUCAGGUCUCCCGCAGAACAACCUGCAAGAGCAGCUGGCCCGGCACAGCAGCGCUGCUCACUCCAGACCAGCCCUGGCUAAAACCAAACCCGGGGCCUUUUUGUUCAAGAAGAAGUCCUCAUCAGGUACAACUAAAGUAGAAUAUCCGACCAAGGUAAUCAGCUCAAAUGCUCUGGCAAACAGGAAUGUCAAUGUCCCUAAGAACAGUUUGGUGACUGAAUCUCCUUUAACAUUUUCAAACAAGCUUGAAAGACCUCAAAAAACCCAAAUCAGCGACUUCUUUCAAAGUUCAAAAUGCAAGUCAAACUCUCCAGCAUGUUCUGCCUCAGAAGUGUCUGGUGUCAAGGCGACGCAGGUUCCAGCUAAAUCCGACAAAGGACUUUGUUCCAGCAAAGAAACCAAUUCUGCAAGUCUUAAUGCGUCUGGUUUCCCGAUGGAUGACUGGGAUGAUUUUGAUGACUUUGAAACGCCCACCAAAGGAAAAAGUGACUCCCCCUGCUCAGACACAUCGGGUAAGAUCACCAAGAAGUCAUCCCUGUCAUCUCCAGAAGAAAAAUCUCCAGAAGAAAUAUUUCCAGAAUUUUUAGGAAAAGAAAGCAGAGAUUCCUGUCUUGAGGAACCAGAAUCAAACUACAAAUCUUGUUUGGAGACGGAUGAGCCAAAGCACAGCGUCAACAACACUGCAGUUUCAGCAGGUUGUAGUUUAAGUGAUGAACCAGCAGCAUGUGAACCAGAGGAUUCUCCAGUGAGGAGUCGGAAAAGACGUCCUCCUCCACACAUAACAUCGGUCUUGAGUGAUAGUGAAGACGAUAUCAGUGUCAAGGCUGAAUCUUGUAAAGUUACAACAGACAAUAAAAAAAUGUGGAUUGACCCAAACGUUAUAGAGCUUGUUGACAACUCUGAGCCUGAAGAGGAUUUUGAUUACAUUCCCCCCUCACCUGUCCCUGAUGAAAUCUCUUUUAAAGCAUCUGCAGUGGAGACAAGUGCCAGGUCAGGUGAUGUCCAAAGUAAAGAGAGUCCUGUUCAACUGAAGCACGCUGCUACAGCUCUACCUCAACUUUCCAAUCAGCACUCAAAAGUCAGAACAAAUGAGCAGCUCCUCAGUAUCAUGGAGUCUAUUUGUGCUCUGGUUGACUCCAUCCCUGAACACGAACUAAUCGGUCUGUCCUGUGGAGAUGAGCUUCUGCUCAAGAGAGCUCAUAGGAAGAGGAUUCUUGCUACUGAUGGCGAGUCUUUGUUGAGGAUACAGCAGCCAGACAGCACAGUGAUGUCUGAGUCCAGCUUUAAAGAAACUACUUCUAGCUGUAGGACAUCUAGCAACUUAUCAAACAGCUCUCUACCUGCUGACUCCAAGAAACCCCAGAGAAACCAAAGAUCAUCGGUCUUAUCUGUGAACUAUGAGUCUGAUCACACUGAAAGUAGUCAUUCAAAAUCCUUACGUGACAGAAAAAUAUGUGUUGAAAACGAGAGCAUUUGUGACUCUCCGUCAGCCCAAAAUCUCCCAAUGCCUUUUGAUCUCCCAGAGGAAGCGAGCGUAAACCUUGAUGAUUCAGAUCUCUUCUUCUCACCAGGCCAGAAACCAGCCGCUGCUUUGCAAAGCAAAUCUAAAACUCCAACUUAUAUGUCUGCAGAAGAUAAUGAAGUCGACGACUUUUACAUUGAUGACUUUGACAUAGAUGACAUUAAUGAUUCUGAUAUCCCUGACUACUUUGACGCACCCCCGACUCCAUCGGUUUCAACACAAAGGUGCAGCACUGGGGCUGCUCCAGUGAAAGAAGGAGGACCAAGCAAGUCUCCAUGGGCAAAGAACCCAACAACUCCAGUUUCUGCAACAAAACCUUCAAAUAUUUCCUCCCCAGAGCCCACGUUUAAAAACCCAGCUCACGAUCGCUUCAGAGGGUUCAACUUCCCCCAUUCACAGGAAAUGAUGAAGAUCUUUCACAAGCGUUUUGGACUUCAUCAGUUUAGGUUUAAUCAACUAGAAGCAAUAAAUGCUACAAUUCUGGGAGAAGAUUCAUUUGUUUUGAUGCCCACAGGUGGGGGUAAAAGCUUAUGUUACCAGCUUCCUGCCUGUCUCUCAACUGGAGUCACGGUUGUUGUUUCCCCACUUAAAUCCCUAAUUGUUGAUCAGAUCCAGAAACUCACCACCUUAGAUAUCCCAGCAACAAGUCUGUCUGGUGAUAAAAGUGACAGUGAAGCCGGAAGAAUUUAUAUGCAGCUUUCCAGGAAAGACCCAAUAAUUAAACUGCUGUAUGUCACACCUGAAAAGCUGAGUGCAAGCAACAGGUUAAUCUCUGCUCUGCAGAACCUGUAUGAAAGAGGCUGUCUGGCUCGCUUUGUCAUAGACGAGGCGCAUUGUGUCAGUCAGUGGGGCCAUGAUUUUCGUCCAGAUUACAAGAAGUUGCACGAACUGCGUCAGAAGUUCCCCAACGUGCCGAUGAUGGCUCUGACAGCCACCGCCACCCCUCGAGUGCAGAAAGACAUCCUCAACCAGCUGAAUAUGACGCGGCCGCAAGUAUUUACCAUGAGCUUCAACAGAACCAACCUCAAGUACUGUGUGCUGCCCAAAAAACCCAAAAAGGUUGAUGAAGACUGCAUCAACUGGAUCAAGAAGCACUACCCUCGUGAUUCGGGCAUUGUGUACUGCCUGUCUCGUAAUGACUGUGACUCCAUGGCAGAGAGUCUUCAGAGAGCGAGGAUACUGGCUCUGUCCUAUCACGCAGGGCUCGGUGACGGCGACAGAGAACGUGUUCAGACCAAAUGGAUCAAUCAAGAUGGUUGCCAGGUCAUCUGCGCCACCAUAGCGUUCGGUAUGGGUAUUGACAAGCCUGAUGUGCGCUACGUGAUCCACGCCAGCCUGCCUAAGUCAGUGGAGGGUUACUAUCAGGAGUCGGGGAGAGCUGGCAGGGAUGGAGAGAUCUCUCACUGCAUUCUCUUCUACUCCUACUCUGACGUCGUGCGUAUCAAGAGGAUCAUUGGCAUGGACAGAGAAGGGGACCGACAUACCAAAGGAACUCAUUUCAACAACCUACACAGCAUGGUGCACUUCUGUGAGAACCUGAUGGAGUGCAGAAGAAUCCAACUGCUCGCAUACUUUGGGGAGCUGAAGUUCAACAGAAGCUUCUGUAAAAACCAUCCGGACGUCACCUGUGACAACUGUGCCAAACCCAGCCAAUACAAGAUGAGGGAUGUGACUGAAGAUGUGAAGAGGAUUGUGAGAUUUGUCCAGGAGAACUGUGAAAAAGUUGGGGCGAGGUUUGGCAAGACGGCUGGGCAGAAUCGUCUGACACUAAACAUGCUCGUGGAUAUCUUUUUAGGAUCGAAAUCUGCCAAGGUUCAGACGGGGAUGUUUGGGAUGGGGACGGCUUACUCUCGGCACAACGCCGACCGUCUCUUCAAAAAACUGGUUCUGGAAAACAUCCUGGUUGAGGACCUCUACAUAACCAACAACAACCAGGCUGUUUCCUACAUCUCUGCCGGAGCUAAAGCCAUGAACGUGCUGUCUGGGCACAUGCAGGUGGACUUUUAUGAGACUGAGAGUGCGUCCAGCAUCAGGAAACAAGCUGCUGUCACCAAGAACGUCUCCCAGAGAGACACAAUGGUCCAGGAAUGUCUCAAGGAGCUUAUAGAGCUCUGCAAGCAGCUGGGCAAAGCUUUUGGCCUUCAUUACUACAACAUCUUCUCCAUGGCCGCUUUAAAAAAGAUCUCUGAGAGGCUUUCCUCUGAUCCUGAUGUCCUCCUGCAAAUUGAUGGUGUGACGGAGGACAGACUGGAGAAAUAUGGCGCUGAAGUGAUUCAGGUGCUGCAGAAAUACUCGGAGUGGCAGCUACCCGCAGAAGAGCAGACUGAGGAUGCGGGAGACGGCUGGAUAGACACAACACGAGGUCGUACAUAUGAUGAUGAUUACGACGACACAGAGUCCUCUUCUUACUUUAAUCAGCGCUCACAAGGACAGAAGAGAAAGAAAGCUCCUUUCUUCAAGUAUUCAAAGAAGAGGAAAGGACAGGCAAGCUCUGGUUAUAAAGGUCGUUACAACAGCAGCAAUAAGUCGGGGUCCUCGUCCAGCUCCAGAGGGGGCUCCCAGAGCGCCGGUCGGGGAUCCAGGAGCGCAGCGGCAGCGCAGCCCGCCGCCAGGACGCCGGGAUUCCUGGCUGCACCGGUGCCGCGAAACGGCCAGCGGCCUUUCUUAAAGCCCAGCUUUUCCCACGUGAGCUGAGGGCCGAGUUCAAGUUCCUCUAACUCACUACAUUUCCCAGAUGAUGUACAUUUUCACCAAGUAUCAACCACAGCUGUUCCUCAAGACUGCUAAAACUGAGGAUCUCUGCUGCUAUUAUAUGACAUCUGUACAAACAGUCUGACUUAUGUAUGUUGUAAAGUUUAAAAUGUACUUGCUCACUGGAGCAAUUGGGUGUUAUUGUUUGUUUUUUAUAACUAAAUUAAAGAAAUCUAAGCAUUCA